Messenger RNA from Trifolium pratense (red clover), 1059 nucleotides. RefSeq lists its product as uncharacterized. Bases 1 to 1059 code for a protein of 352 amino acids. The transcript has 3 exons. Lineage: Eukaryota; Viridiplantae; Streptophyta; Magnoliopsida; Fabales; Fabaceae. Gene Ontology annotation, molecular function: zinc ion binding; nucleic acid binding. The record is from RefSeq and is a predicted model, not a curated record.
AUGUCUGAAUCUUCACAAACCACUAAAACCGGACGGUCUACUCGAUCAAAGACAAAAAUCGAUCCCUCAAAGAUUAUCAAGGACGCGGUCCCCGUUACAGUUGUUCAUGCAUCCAAACCCAAAGUUCAAUCCAAUGACGCUGAGAAGCAAGGAAAAGGAAAAACUGUUGAGAAGAAGGGAACUUCUGAGGUAGGCGAUGAUAUCUCUCUUUCUACUGCUAAAAUUGCUAAAUCUAGUAAAGGAAGUUCUAAAAGAAAGAGAAGAGACUACAAGUCUAAGUUUGCUCUGUCUAUGUCUGAUUUGGUUUUUGAUUCGAAUGUUAACACAUCUGAGAAAGCAACUGAAGUAAACCCCAAAACUGUGUCUGAUGUUGUUGAAACAAUCGUGUCAACCGGUGAUAACCCUAGUCUAGAAAAAUUGGGGUCUGAAGCUGAAAAGAGAGAUCUUAAUUCUAUGCCUGUUGAAACGGAGAUUGAAAACACCCAUACAGAAGUUGAGUCUGACAUUGCUGAUAAAUCACCAACUCUUGCUGAAAUGGAAACUGAUGCUGCAAAAGAUGUUGAGACAACUGUCACAACAUCUGAAACCUCAGAUGAAGAGACUGAAAUUGCUGAUGAAGGAGUUUCUGCUGAUGAAGAGGAAACUCAAUCUGAAGAGAAUGAGGACAAAGCGUUUCACCUGUUGUGUGCUUUUCCCAAGUCUCUUGACAAUCUCAAGGAUGCAUUGCUAUAUGGCAAAGAAGGCACUAUCACCUUGGAUGAAGUCCAAUCGGCCUUGAGAACCAAGGAGUUGACUAAACUCAGAGAUAUGAAAAUUGAUGAUAGUGGAGAAGGCUUGAAUAUUGCAAGGGGGAGAAGUGAAAACAAAGGGAGAGGAAAAGGGAAGAAACACAGGUCCAAGUCUAGGGCAAAGGGUGAUGGUGGUGGCAAGUUCAAAUGUUACCAUUGUCAUGAACCAGGUCACUUCAAGAAGGACUGUCCCGAGAGAAGGGGUGGUGGUAGUUCGUCAGUUCAAAUUGCCGCUAGUGAGGAGGAAGGUUAUGAGAGUGCAGAGCACUAA